Molecule: messenger RNA, 3196 nt
Organism: Corapipo altera (White-ruffed manakin)
Lineage: Eukaryota; Metazoa; Chordata; Aves; Passeriformes; Pipridae
Gene: COQ10B
Product: coenzyme Q10B
Exons: 5
Coding region: 248-832 (194 amino acids)
Biological process (GO): ubiquinone biosynthetic process; cellular respiration
Cellular component (GO): mitochondrion
Molecular function (GO): ubiquinone binding
Source: RefSeq, a predicted model, not a curated record
CCCUGCAGUAACUGACCUUACACCACUUCCACAUUUCAUUUGGGUACUACCAACUUUUUCCCAGUUCUGUGGAUGUGAUGGACAUGUUUCAGCACCACUGCCUACCAUGUACGUCAUAACUGAGUGGGAUCGACUCUGUCCUCCUGCAAAGCCCUUGGAACUCCCCCUCACAGUCAAAUAUUGUGAAUGAGCUCAUUUGUUAUUCUCUGAACUUUAGUGUGAGCACUUGGCUUCUUGUGGUGUUCUGAUGACCAGAACUUCUCCUUUGCAAGUACCUGUAACGAGCCAGACUUUUUCAAGGAAUUUCUUCAACAUUGCUGCACCACUAGUAAACAAAAGAAAAGAAUAUUCUGAAAGAAGAAUUAUAGGGUAUUCUAUGCAAGAAAUGUAUGAAGUUGUUGCUGUUGUGGAGAAUUACAAACUCUUUGUUCCUUGGUGUAAAAAGUCAGACAUACUCUCGAAGCGCUCUGGGUACUGCAAAGCACAGCUGGAAAUAGGAUUCCCUCCUGUAGUAGAGAACUACACAUCAGUUGUUACCCUAGUGAGACCACAUUUAGUUAAGGCAUCGUGCACAGAUGGAAAACUAUUUAAUCACUUGGAAACAGUGUGGCGUUUGAGCCCAGGUAUCCCUGGAUAUCCAAGGACAUGUACAUUGGAUUUUUCAGUUUCUUUUGAAUUUCGUUCACUUCUACACUCAAAACUUGCUACACUGUUUUUUGAUGAAGUGGUAAAGCAGAUGGUUGCUGCCUUUGAAAGAAGAGCAUCCAAACUCCAUGGCCCAGAAACCAGCAUACCUCGGGAGCUGAUGCUCCAUGAAGUUCAUCAGACGUAAAGGGACAACUGUAACCACCUCAGUUACAACCUUGUUUGUACACUUCAUUUGUACUAAGUGCCGUGCUCCACCUUUGGGGCAUCUAUUUCUUAUCUGAGCUGUGUGUUAAGAUUUUAUACUGUACCAAACGUACCUGCUCAGCCAGACCUGUAUAGAAAGUUCAAAAGCUGCAAUCAAGUGCAACUUAAAGCCUUAUCAGUAACAGACAACAGGCAGCAACUGUAACCCAAGAUAUCUCAGGCUGCCCUUAACGUGCCCAACGGCUCCUGUAAUCACGGUCCAAGUUCUGCCUUAUCCAAGCUCAUGAUUUUUCUUUUAGCACUGUAACAUAUUAACUCAAGUUUAAGUUAUUAGUAGUGUGACUGUAAUUUAACAGCACCAACUCAGCCAGCUCUGGCCAAGCCAAGGGAAAACGACAUUCUGGCUUCACAGAGAACGGAACACUUUGCCAAGCACCGACUGGUGGGUGCUUUCAAUCCACAUGAAUGGCAAAGGUGAGUCGGGAAUCUCUGGCUGCUCCUGAACUGACCUGCAACUGCUAUAGAACACCCUCAACUGUCAGAAACUAAAUGCAGGGGAUACACAUAAGGAGUACUGUAAUCUGAGUGCAGCAGUCUCAGCUGCAGCCAGGGGUUCCCAGUGGAUCCGUCUGGGCUCCAGAAACCGAUCACUCUGCAGUACAUUUGGCAGGCUGAGCUUGCCCCCCCCUCCACUCCUGCACCCUUAAAGUAGCACUUUGGUUAGUUACUCAUCUAAUGCAAACAGUUCCCACACUGUAAAACAAGGAAGUGUUACCUCUUUGAGAGCAAGGGACCACAGUACUGUCCUCUCUUGGAAGAAGGGAACAAGAUGUCCUCUGCUCCCUGCAGCCAAGCACACCCACAGCCAGCUGUCAUUAAAAAGCAUACAAGAGCACUAAAACCCUUAGUUCUUAGGGGGUUUUCAUUACUAUACUACCAUUUUAUUCUCAGCCCAUUACGAUAGCACCAGCUGUCCUGAUUAAAUCCACAUUCAGUACUUCUGUCCCUGGCAUAAUUAUUCUUUCCAGUCUCUGAAGACACACAGGUGAAUAGGUUUGAAUAGAUUUUAAAUCCUCACUGUGUGCUGCCUUGCAUUACCCAAUUUCCUUACUGAAAUUAGGUGAAGCUCUAGGUCAGGUGCUGAAGCUGGUCCUUUCUCCAAAGUGUCUGUAACCCACGUGGUUACUACAGCACAGCAUGUUAGGUAACAUAGGAAGGUUAUGUUUCAGAAUAAAGACAGCCCUCAAACAGUUUCAGAUUGUUUACUUUUCCAGAAAGAGGAGUUGCCAUGUCACAUGUCCCCUCUGUGAAGGACAGUUAUUAAGGGCAGGAAGCUGAGGAAAGUGACAGCUGGAUUGAGGCCAGUUUUACAGCACUGAGAAAUUGUACAGCAAUUUCGUUUGUUGAGGCAAUCAGAGAUGAGCAUACAGAAGUUUGGGAACACCAUUGUUCUGCAGUUUGGAAAGCAGACGACUUUACACAUCACUGAUACUAGCUUUGUCAGGUCAAAGAACCCAGUAAGUGCCAAAGCAACAUUUCUAACGGUAAAACAGCAUCUAGUGCAAAAUAAAUUCUGCAACCCAUUACCAGGAAGACAAGACUGGAAGGCUUAAAGUGAGGAGGUAACCAUAUGUUACACCUGAUCAAAGGAACUGUUUAAAACCUCCCCAAACCCUUUCUUAGGCAAGACUUACCUGUUUGAUACCCUCAGGGCACUUCCCUUCCACUGUGAAAGGUGCACUGGGCCUGUUCGAGCACAUGAAACAACCAGCAUAGACAGGGCAAAAUAAAGCCAGUGCACGUGCCUUGUUUUCAGAGCAUUGUUUAAUAUUUCAAAGAACUGUAGUGCAGUUCAGCUUAGGUAUUUCUUACCAAAAUUAAAGUCACUUGCAUUUCUGAGAAACAUUCUAGACAAAGGAAUGUUUCUCAGCGUGAAAUGCCCUGUCAUUUUUUCAAGCAUUAAGUGUCUAUUUCUAGUAAAUCUUAGAGGCAGGCUGUCCAGGCUCUCCCAUAACUAUGGCAGAUGAAAAAGGUGAUACAUUUUUGUAACUUUUGAGCAGUUUAUUACAUAAAGGUCACAUAACUCUAUUUGCCUACUUUGUACACAAUUGUCUAGUCUCACGCACAGUGGCUUCCAAGUUCUUCCUAGUACUGGCAAGCACCAAGAAAUUCUGUAAUAGAAUAUCAAGUGCCUUAAUUAAGUUCAAAUCAGGACCUUGGUAGAUGGAUCUUGCACCCAGUUAUCAGGAAUGUACAAAUGUCUUUAUUCAAAAAAUACAAAAUAAAUUAUCUGUAGGCAUGGACAAUGACUGUAAACAAUUACACGUGUGUUAAAUGAAAUCCA